Messenger RNA from Lethenteron reissneri (Far Eastern brook lamprey), 1730 nucleotides. It is a transcript of the gene ALKBH1, whose product is annotated as alkB homolog 1, histone H2A dioxygenase. Gene Ontology annotation, molecular function: oxidative RNA demethylase activity; ferrous iron binding; broad specificity oxidative DNA demethylase activity. NCBI's taxonomy places the organism in Eukaryota, Metazoa, Chordata, Hyperoartia, Petromyzontiformes, Petromyzontidae. Gene Ontology annotation, cellular component: cytoplasm; nucleus. Gene Ontology annotation, biological process: oxidative RNA demethylation. The record is from RefSeq and is a predicted model, not a curated record.
CGCGUUUGUAAAGUGCAUGAGGGUGACCGCUCCGCGCUUGCCGUAGUCGAGGCCCACUGGGGAUGACGUUUCCGAGCGAGUUGACGCGCGGAGUCCAUCGCCGCCUCCUCCUCCUCGCGUGGCGGUGCCGGCGGUGAUGGUGGAGCCCGGCGAGGAGGCCAUGCGGCAACUCUUCAAGUUCUACCGCCGGCGCCGCCCACCGCCCGACCUGGGCGGCGUGCUGGACCUGCGCGAGGCUGCACGGCACCCGGACACGGUUUACCGCGCCCGGCUGGAGGCGUCGGGACUCGACGGUGAGGCCCAGCGAGUGGGCCUGCAGCCUGUGUCGCAGUGGAGAGCCUACGGCCUCAACGGAUACCCCGGUUUCAUCUUCAUCGUAAACCCCUUCCUGCCGAGCGGCCAGCGCUUCUGGGUGCGCCAGUGCCUCAAGCUGUACCCGCAGAAGCCCAACGUGUGCAACCUGGACGCCCACGAUCCGCAGCGCGACGACGUGUGGGCCUCAGGCAUAAGGGCCGGCAAGGGCCCACGGGAGCCACGGAGCCUCUUGGAGAAGCUGCGCUGGGUCACACUGGGGUACCACUACAACUGGGAUACCAAGCGCUACUCUGCGCACCACCGCUCGAGUCUCCCCGUGGAGGUCUCCGGCGUGGCCGGGAUCCUCGCCGCCGCCUGCGGCUUCCCCACGUUCUGUGCCGAGGCGGCCAUCUUGAACUUCUACCGUGCCGACUCGGCCCUGGGGCCUCACGUGGACGAGUCGGAACUGGACCUCAGCCAGCCGCUCGUCUCCUUCAGUUUUGGCUGCUCCGCGGUGUUCCUGCUCGGAGGGCUGCGGCGCGAAGACCUGGCGCUGCCGCUCUUCAUGCACAGCGGUGACGUCAUGGUGAUGUCGGGGGAGUCGCGGCUGCGCUACCACGCCGUGCCACGCAUCCUCGACUCGGGCGGCGCACUCCCGGAGUGCCUGCGGGAGCCCUCGUGCCCACGGGAAGCCGCGAGGGACCACGCGGAGCCGGAUCCCUCGAGCCGGGGCGACGCCGGGGCGAGUGCCGCGGAGCCGGACGCCGUGAGCGCCGCCGACUGGGAGGUGUGCGCGCGCUACCUGCGCGAGUCGCGCGUCAACGUGACGGUGCGGCAGGUGGCCGCCCCCGGGGAAGCCGUGCCCAACACGGAGCCGCCACCCCACCAGGACGCCGCUGCCAUCGUCACCCAGCAGGGCGGCUACAGCGACGGUGAUGCUCACAACCACGAUGAAGAGGGCCACCGCCAUAGUAAAGAAGACACGGGAUAGCCGUGCGGGAUUAUGGGAACGGGGGAUUAUGGGAGCGGAGAACAUAUCGAUGCACGCGUUUGGGCGUAACGGCCGAGGCUGCAAGGAAGUCCGGGCAGCGCUGUGCCGUGUGCUUCCCGCGGGAGAGUUUGUCGACAGCUUCCUGCCCACUUGCUCGCGACCCCUUGACCUCUCUCUGACAUGCCCACGAGAUCAUGAGACCCGUGCCACGGGGGUUGACGUCGAUGCCGCAUUUGUUCGUGUGGGAGACCAGCAGCAGCACCAGAGAGAAACGUUCAAGUGGUAAUAAUUACGUUCACUGCCCAGGGAUGUUUUGCCACAAUACAUCAUCGGUUGUUACGCGUUACUUUUAAACGUGCGUCUUAUCUUUAAAGAGCCAAUUCCUGUGCAGCAAUCGAAUGAACUGUGACAUUUUAAGGAAAUAAAGGAUUUGUUCAAUGGUUAA